Molecule: messenger RNA, 4888 nt
Organism: Acanthopagrus latus (yellowfin seabream)
Lineage: Eukaryota; Metazoa; Chordata; Actinopteri; Spariformes; Sparidae
Gene: ralgapb
Product: Ral GTPase activating protein non-catalytic subunit beta
Exons: 34
Coding region: 289-4416 (1375 amino acids)
Biological process (GO): regulation of small GTPase mediated signal transduction; activation of GTPase activity
Molecular function (GO): GTPase activator activity
Source: RefSeq, a predicted model, not a curated record
GUGCGUAGUCAUUGUCCAGGUGUAUCUUUCUGCCCUGGAAGUUGAAUCCCCUCUUCUGCCAGGCUAUUUAAUGACCUCCUCCUUCAUUCUGUAGCUUGAGAACUUGACCACAUUAGAUCUUGGUGGGGCUUCAGAUGGAGGUUUCGGGAGUAGACCCUGAAGGCAGCAGCAGGAGGUGACUUCAAGUUCAGAGUUUUGACUUUCAGAGUGACUGUGUGUGUGUUAGUUCACCUGCAGAGCUCAUCUGGACUUACCUGUGCAGACAACAGUUAUAGUGAUUGGCGGGCCAUGGACCAAUCACUCUCCAGUGGACGGGGCCACGUGAGCGUGCUCAGUUGCUUCCCACCCUCAGUGGGCAAAGAUGUUGUUGUGGCUGUGGUGAAGCCCCUGAGAGCCGGCCUGGGAAACCCUGACACCUGCAGUCAGCUUUACACAGACAGACAGGUGAAGUGGACGAUGGAGGUGUUGUGUUACGGUUUGACUCUCCCAUUGGAUGGAGACACUGUCAAAAUGUGUGUGGACGUCUACACUGAUUGGCUGAUGGCCCUGGUUUCCCCCAGAGACUCCAUCCCUCUACCAAUCAGCAGAGAGCCUGACCUGUACAUCCAGCAGAUCCUCCGACACCUGAUCAGCCUUUUCGCGCCCAGGUCAGACCAGGUGAGUCCGGUCUACCUGUCUCUCUGUCAACAGGUGUUGUGUGCAGUUCAGACACUGGCCAGAGACAGCGCUGUGAUGAGCAGAGACACCUGGCAGACUCUGCUGCGCUUCCUGCUCCGCAUCAACCACACAAUGCUGGCUCCACCCAACACUACAGGUGUUGUGUCAGAGCAGCUGUCUCACCUGUCGAUGGUGGUGCUGUUUGAGAUGUGGUUACUGUCUUGCUCCCGGUGUUUCCCGUCUCAGUCUCUCUGGUUGACAGGCCGACAGAUGUUGAGCAGCUGGAGACAUCAGCCUGUAGUGGUGGAGCAGUGGUGCCGAGUCAACACUGCCCUGACCUCCAGGUUGUUGCUGCUGACCUUUGGUCCAUCCUUCCCUCGCUUUGAAGUCCCAGAUGAAGAUGCUGCUCUGAUCCCUGCAGAAAUGGAUGACCAACGAGUGUCUCAUACUUGGUUCAGGUUCCUGCACCUGCUCAGUAAUCCAGUGGACCUCAGUCGUCAUGUGAUUGUUGGUACGACUCCAUCCUCUCAGGAGGAGGCAUUAAGAGGAGACAACCUACUGCCAAAGAUCUUCUUUAGAGCCAUGAGAGGAGUCAGCACGCUGGUUGAUGCCUUCCUGGGUGUGACUGUGGUCAACAAGGAACCGACACAGCAAGUGCUGCCAAACACCGGACUACCACAGAGCAUCCAUUUCAGAGAUCGGUUGCCUUCUCUUGGUGUUGCUGUAACCAGAAGCCCAUUCAAAGACCGCCUCCCUUCCUAUGGUCUGUCUCGACCUCGUUCUGGCAGUGCCCCGCCCACCCCUGUGAGCAUACUGAGCAUGCUAAGUGCCCCUCCCUCCAUCACCUCCCCUCCUCCACACAGCAGACGACUAAAACCUGCAAAUGUUUCAAAGGCAACCAGCAAACCUCUGACGACAUCGUCCUCCCCCCAUCACUGGAAGACCUCCUCCCAGCCUCCAGCCUCCACUACCCAUCUGUGCUCCUCCCCCCGACCCUCCCCCUCCCCCCUCAGGUGUAACAUGGACUCCCUCCUUCACCUGUUCGGCUGCUGGCUAUUUGAUGCUGCGCAGAUCAACCACAACAGGUGGGCGGCUGGUCGGAGUGAGGCCUGCGGGACGCUCUGCAGAAUCUUCACCUGUAAAAAAACUGCAGAGGACAUCCUGCCUAUCUACCUUUCCAGAUUCUACCUGGUUCUCCUGCAGGGUCUCCAGGUGUCAGAGGAGGCAUGUCCACCUGUUUUGGCCUCCAUCCUGCUGAACUCCACCUGUCUGUUCUGCUGUGAUCUAAAGGGAGUCAAUCUGCUGCUCCCUGCAUUCAUCUCAGCUGUGGAGAAUGUGCUGCUUGACAGAGAUCUGCUGAGGUUUAAGAAUUUUGUGAGUCCUGUCGAUUUGAGACGAGCCUCCAUCUUUAUCUUGCUCUCCCUGUUGCCCCUUCCACUUCACUUUCUCUCUGUCCAAUCAGAGGUGUUGUUAGAUGGGCAGUUCAGUGGUGAUGAUGUCACAGCAGGUACCUACCAGUCUCUGAUGCCGCGCCUCAUCAGUGUUCUGAUUGGAGCUCUGCACACAGAGACCGACGCCUCCAACACACAGAUCAUACUUGCGGCAAUGUUGAACCUGGUUCAGGACUUGGCUCUCUUAGAGGCUGCAGGACAACCCAAACAGGAAACAAAGUCCCAGCAUAGUGGAGCUGGCAGACCCAGGUGGACCACGGGAACCAGUGGACCCAGAAGGACCAGAGGAACCAAUACCAUCCUGUCACACUCAGCAGGGAUCCUGUGGGUUCAGUUUGUUCAUCUCCUGACUCAGUGCCUGACAGCUCAGUGGAGGAAUGACUCAGCAGUUUGUCUGUCUGCACUGGAAGUACUGGGAGGACUGGCCAAGGUGGAGGUGAAUGUGGAGCAGAGUGAGAGGAGGCGAGCGCUCUCCUCUGUCUGUUGUUAUAUCGAGUUUCAGUGCAGUCGUCCUCCCCCGCUUCACUCCAGAGACCUGCACUCCAUUAUCGUCGCUGCAUUCACCUGUCUGAACACCUGGGUAACACGACACCCUGCCAUGCUCGACCAACAGGAGUGUCUGUUUGAGGUCCUGGAGAUUGUUGAAUUGGGGAUUUCAGGCACUAAGUCGAAACGGGAAGAGGAAGUGAGGUGUAAGGAGGAGAAAGAACUAAACCCCGUCUCUCUGAGGGUGAAGGAGGCAGCUGAGGUCACGCUGAACUGUGUGAUGCAGGUUUUGGGGGCCGUUCCUUCCCUCGGAGGCCUGCUGGAUGAAGACGCUCUGAUUCGCUGCUAUAGUUUGAGUGACAGCAGUUUGAGGAAGAAGUUCAGAUACUUUGUGUUGGACAGCUCAGUGAUCAUGGCCAUGCUGGAACAGCCGCAGGGACCUGAAGACGCAUCGUGUCCGUCACUCGCAAUGCUGAUCAGAGGAUCAUCAGGACGUCACAGCUGGACUCUGCAGCUCCACCUGCAGCCAAGAGAAGGACGAACACACACACAGCACUUUCUGAUUCCAGGAUGCCGCGCUGCAGCCCAGGAGGAUGCUGGGAUACAAUGCAGCAUAAAAAAUCACCAGUUUCCUGAAAACAUCGAAAGAGUUCCUUCAGUCAAAGCAGAUCGGAGUAUUCCAGCUUUGCAUGAGACAGUCACUGAGGAGAUGCAGCCACAGCUGGAGCGUCUGCAAACAACAUUUCAGAGGCAGCAACAGGUCGAGGCUCAGCCGCUGCUGAGCGGACGGUCGGUCGUCAUGGCGACCUGCAGGCCACCGCCCCCUGUCACCGACUUCCAGACAGCGAGACUCUUUCUGUCCCACCUGGGCCUGCUGACACCUGAGACCCUGAAGGAUCCAGGUACCAGCGGUGUUCUGGCUCAGCUGGUGUCUCUAGAUUCUUCUCUUCAUGGAUUCUCAGAGGAUCUGAAACGUUUGGACCAGCUGCCAUCCAGAAAUUGUGACUCUGCCUUCAUCUUCUACAUAAGAGCAGGACAGCGGAUGGCUGCUGAGAUCCUGAGUAACGUGGAGUCUAGCAGCAGCGUCCUUUCUCACUUUCUGGACUUCCUGUCAUCUCUUGGUCGCCCAAUGGAGGUGAGGCAGCACCAGAUGGGCAAAGUCAUCACCGACAGUUUAGAAUUCCCUACUGUGAUUGGUGACAGUGGAGGGGGCGUGUUUAACGGAGAGAAGUUUAUCCUGAUGUACGCAGACGCUCUGACAGAGAUCACCUUCAUUGUCCCGUCAUCUUCAUCACACAAAGCUAAUUUGCAGAAGAGUCCAGGGGAGGUGGAGCCGCCGACUGAAUCGCCAUCAAACCCAUACAGUGGUUCUGAGCUCCGCCCAGACUCUGCCGCUCAACCCACAGUCGAGUUGAACGUCCUGAUCAUCUGGGUCGAAAGCUUCGAGGACAUCGAGAGGUUCCCUCUGUCUGACCUGCUGUCAGAGACCAGCACACACACACACUGCAGUGUGUCUAACUUCCAGCUGAUCUUUAUACAUCCUCUGAAGACUGGACUCUAUAGGAUCUGUUUCCAUGGAAAUACAACCAGCAAGUUUGGUUCAGUCGUCCCACUGGUCAACGGGAGUGUGGUCAGCAAGAGGUCUUUGGGUUUCCUGGUGAGAGAGAUGGUCAUUAACUGUUGCCAUCGGCGGCGGCUGGACAGUGACUCCGCCCAUCUGCCCCACAUCAUAAGGAAGCACAUGAUUAGUGACAUCAUCCAUCGCUACCGCAGCUGCCGCUCUGAACCCUCCUUCUACUCGGCCCUGUUCCAGGACCCCUGACCUCGCCCAGCUGGCCCUGCCCACCUGAUACGACCUAAAACCCUGUACCUCCUGACUUCGCCUCCGCUGUCACUCCAUACUCUGUGCAAUCUGUGUAGAUUAUAUGAUGACCACAGCAGCAGACAGGUGUUACUGAGUUAUGAUAUCACCUGCACAUAAGAUAACGUGUGUGUGUGUGUGUGUGUGUGUGUGUGAGAGAGAGAGAGCGAGAGAGAGAGAGGGUGUACACCCUGUCACCUGUAUGAUACAUAUAUGAUGUCACCACUGUUUGUUACUACAAACAUUUAUCAUUCUACAUUUGAAUGAUCCAAUCAGAACAGUUCCCUGUUGUGAUGUCACUCUGUCCUGUGUUUACUUCAGGCUCACACAUAAUGAAGGACGAGUAAAACUUUAUUACUUCCUAUCAGAGCGACAAACAGUAAAAAUUAUAUAUUCUAUAUGAUGACUUACAGACAAUAAACAGAUCAAUAAA